AUGAAGGUCGCCAGGGGCCUCGUCCCAGAGGAGGGUACCGCGGCUGGCGGCGUGGCUGGCGCGGCGGGGCAGCAGAGGAAGGGCGCGCGCAUUCUGGCGGCUGAGACCUUUGCUCACGACGCCCCUCUGCCCGGCUACCUCGACCACAUCCCCCGCCGCCAGGCCCUCGCCACCUCAUGUGGGCGCACGACGGUGACGAUCCGCUCGCAGUACCUGGGGCCCGUGUGGGCGCACGACGGUGACGAUCCGCUUGCAGUACCUGGGGCCGUACGACCUGAACUCACCCCUGCCCACUCCCGCCCCUUGUCUCCCUCCCCCUUUCCCCUAUCAUCAGCAUGUGGGCGCACGACGGUGACGAUCCGCUCGCAGUACCUGGGGCCGUACGACUUGCACAACGACAUCUACAACAUGACCUUCUACAACGGCUGCGCCUACAACGUCACCAGCCCGCUGCGCGUGUGGCAGUGCUUCAACUUCGGCAACGUAUGGGAGGGCAUCCUCGACAACCCCGAUCCCAACCCCUCGCAGUACCAGCAAGGCGAAAUCUUUGUGCAGACGAGCCGGGGAUCGCGGCGACCACGGGACCAACGUUCACACAAACCAACACCACUCCACGCCGUUCACGAAUGCCCACCACGCUUCCACUCCACGUCCGCCCACGCUCCCUCCCUUCCCGUCGCCCACGCUCCCUCCCUUCCCGUCGCCCACGCUCCCUCCCUUCCCGUCGCCCACGCUCCUCCCUUCCCGUCGCCCACGCUCCCUCCCUUCCCGUCGCCCACGCUCCCUCCCUUCCCGUCGCCCACGCUCCUCCCUUCCCGUCGCCCACGCUCCCUCCCUUCCCGUCGCCCACGCUCCCUCCCUUCCCGUCGCCCACGCUCCCUCCCUUCCCGUCGCCCACGCUCCUCCCUUCCCGUCGCCCACGUUCCCUCCCUUCCCGUCGCCCACGCUCCCUCCCUUCCCGUCGCACACGCUCCCUCCCUUCCCGUCGCCCACGCUCCCUCCCCUCUAACGAGAACAGAGACUUUCCGCGCCUUGCACCUCCCCUUCCUCCAGCCGCGCCUUACACUCUCAUACGCCUGGAGAGGAUCGGGACGGGGUGGACGCGGGGCAGAGGAGUGUGAACGUGCGACCUGCCGCAAAACCGCAUCCACGGGCUUGUCUCCCCAUUCCGCCUCACCCCAUUCCGCCUCACCCCAUUCCGCCUCACCCCAUUCCGCCUCACCCCAUUCCGCCUCACCCCAUUCAUCCUCACCCCAUUCCGCCUCACCCCAUUCCGCCUCACCCCAUUCCGCCUCACCCCAUUCCGCCUCACCCCAUUCCGCCUCACCCCAUUCCGCCUCACCCCAUUCCGCCUCACCCCAUUCCGCCUCACCCCAUUCCGCCUCACCCCAUUCCGCCUCACCCCAUUCCGCCUCACCCCAUUCCAUCCCUCCCUUCAUCCAUCCCUCCUUUCAUCCAUCCCUCCCUUCAUCCAUCCCUCCCUUCAUCCAUCCCUCCUUUCAUCCAUCCCUCCCUUCAUCCAUCCCUCCCUUCAUCCAUCCCUCCUUUCAUCCAUCCCUCCCUUCAUCCAUCCCUCCCUUCAUCCAUCCCCCCCUUCAUCCAUCCCUCCCUUCAUCCAUCCCUCCCUUCAUCCAUCCCCCCCUUCAUCCAUCCCUCCAUUCAUCCAUCCCUCCAUUCAUCCAUCCCUCCCUUCAUCCAUCCCUCCAUUCAUCCAUCCCUCCAUUCAUCCAUCCCUCCCUUCAUCCAUCCCUCCCUUCAUCCACUCCCCCCUUUCAUCCGUCCCUUGAGUGUCUCUUUAUUUCGGGAAAGGGAGCGAGCAGGGGGGAAGGGAGCGAGCAGGGGGAGGGGAGCGAGCAGGGGGAGGGGAGUGAGCAGGGGGAGGGGAGCGAGCAUGGGGAGGGGAGCGAGCAGGGGGAGGGGAGCGAGCAGGGGGAGGGGAGCGAGCAGGGGGAGGGGAGCGAGCAGGGGGUUCCAGGUGCACCUGAACUGCUCACCCUCCUUUCUAAUGACACCGCACCUCAACUACCCCUCUGUGUGUCCCUCCUUCCCCUUCUCGCAAACCUUCCUUCCCCCUCUUCCAUCUCCUCCCUUGUCCGUUUGACUUCACCCCCCUUCCCCAUCUCACAACACCUCCCUCACUGCACCUCCCUUACCCCCCUCACUGCACCUCCCUUCCCCCCCUCACUGCAUCUCCCUUCUCCCCUCACUGCACCUCCCUUCCCCCUCUCACUGCACCUCCCUUCCCCCUCUCACUGCACCUGA
Messenger RNA from Closterium sp. Naga37s-1, 2262 nucleotides. The record is from the annotation of a GenBank genome assembly. Lineage: Eukaryota; Viridiplantae; Streptophyta; Zygnematophyceae; Desmidiales; Closteriaceae.